UACAAUUGGAAUUGGUUGGAUGAAUCAAAAACAUGAAAAAUUCUAAUAUUUUUUGUUAAACAUGCACAGCAUACAUUUCAUAUAUGACAAACCAGUAACAAUCAGUCACACAUCAUAAGUAAAGAUGUGAGACGAAUAGUAGUUCAGCAAAUGUUAAUGUAACUUUAACCCUUUUCAUAUGAUUAGUUGUUGAAUAAUCAUCUGCUAAUUAAUUCCUGACAAAGUUUGGCCAACUGGCUGCAAUCUUAUUUCGCCAAAAUGGAAGUCUUUGGAGUUAACGAGGUGGGUAGAAAACGCGUCUGUGUGGUUGGAGCGGGUGCAGCAGGACUUGCAGCAAUUCGACACAUUGCAGCCAGUGAGACGCUCGAGGGGACCGUGUUCGAGAGUGCUGGAGAUAUCGGGGGAAUUUGGAGGGAUGACGGCCUCACUCCACUCUACAAAGGGCUCAAGACCAAUCUUCCAAAGCAAAUAAUGGGGUUCUUGGAUUUUUCCUUUGACACUGACAAUUCUGAGAAGAAUUCAUUUUUGAUGCACUAUGAAGUGCUCAAUUUUCUUACUGCAUUUACCGACAAAUUCUCUCUAAAGGAUUACAUUCACUUUAAUACAAAAGUUCUCCAUAUACGACCUGUGAAGAAAGUAGAUGCAAAAUGUACAGCCAAUAAAGAACUUCUUUGGGAAGUUACUUACGAACGUAGUUCUAAGAAAAAUAUCGAAUAUUUUGAUGCAGUCGCCAUUUGCAAUGGACACUUUAACACAUCAUUGAUUCCAGGCCCAAAGCAAUUGUAUGAAUUCAAAGGGAAACUAAUGUACAGCCGAGAGUACAGAAUUCCAGAACCAUUCACCGGUAAAAAUGUUCUUGUUUAUGGAUGUGGUCCAUCUGGAAUUGAUAUCAUGCUAGAAAUUGUAAACCUAGUGUCGCAGAUCACAUUCAGUUUUCGUCGACCCCCAUACACAGGAAAUCUGCCAGACAAAAUCUCACAGAAACCACCCAUAAAAGAUGUCCACGGGUACAGUGUGACCUUCCAAGAUGGAACCAUAUCAGAUUUUGAUGUCAUUCUUAUUUGCACUGGAUAUGAAUAUGAUCUGCCAUUUUUAACUCCCGAAGAGUCAUGCCUUCGAAUAGAAAAUGGGAAAUUCAUCUCUCCUCUGUAUCGACACAUGAUAAAUAUUUCCUAUCCAACUAUGGCUUUGAUAGGACUGCCGUUCAGGAAUUGUCCAUUUAUGCUCUUCGAUUGUCAGAUGCGCUACUUUGUAAAAUUACUUGAAGGGAAAGCAAGUCUACCCACGGAAGCGGUAAUGUUGGCAGAAUUGGAGGCUGAGAAGAAAUACCGCAUCGACAAGCAGAUUGGUUUUAGUAAAAGUCAUCAACUCGAAGAGCUUCAAUGGCCGUACAUGCGGUCCUUGGCGAAAGAUGGAAACUUUUCUCAUCUGCUUGCAGAUCUUCAAGUUAAACGAAAAAUAUAUGAAAAGGUGGCUCAAAGACGACAUGCGUUCCCUGCCUUAUACAAAAAUGAUGAAAUUGUGGUUCUUGAUAACGAGUCUUAUAGUUUCCUGGAAGCUGUGUGAGCAUAAUCCAAUAUUUACAAAAUUAAAUGAAUAGUUGAUUAGCAAAUUGUAUGCACCCAAAGCAGAUUUUUUGUAAAUAGUUUGAUUAGUCGCUGGA
This is a messenger RNA of Folsomia candida, 1663 nucleotides long. Its product is annotated as flavin-containing monooxygenase FMO GS-OX-like 6. The record is from RefSeq and is a predicted model, not a curated record. The transcript is spliced from 8 exons. Lineage: Eukaryota; Metazoa; Arthropoda; Collembola; Entomobryomorpha; Isotomidae. The coding region runs from base 259 to 1566 and encodes 435 amino acids. Gene Ontology annotation, molecular function: flavin adenine dinucleotide binding; NADP binding; N,N-dimethylaniline monooxygenase activity.